AUGGUAUUUAAAUACUCUUCAUUGUUAAAAGAUAUUGAUUUAAAUGAUGUUGUUACUCUUGUCAAUAUCUAUGGCAAGACUCCAUUAAAAACAGUGGCCUUGGUUUUAAAUACGACAACUUGUCUAAAAUAUGAAGAUGUAGUUUUUCCUUUUGGUAAUAAAAACAAAGAGGAAUUGACAAAUGAUGAAAUCGCUGUUCAAUGGCAGUGUAGAAAUCUAUUAUGUGAAGUUCUAGAGGAGAGAUCUUUCAGACAACUUUUUAAACAAAAUGAUCUAGAUUGUGAAUUGUUAUCUCAUGACAUCUCAUCAAUUGAUUUAAUAUGGUUAAAAAUAAAUUUGGCACUUGUGGAGAAAUCAGAUUUUCCAAAUGAACUCUAUGAUCGAUUGAAAAAUCCAAAUCAAAUAAACAGAUAUCCUGGUAUGCCACAGGCAUUAAAUUCAAAACAUUUGCUUGCAAAGAAUAUCAAGGAAAUGGCUGAGAGAUUUGGAGAAGAAGAGUUCUCAUUCCAUCCAAUUACAUUCACUCUGCCAGAGGAUUAUUAUUCACUUCAACAAUUCGCAGAGCAGAAUCCUAAAGUCAAUUUCAUCUCCAAACCAAAAUUUGGUGGAAGAGGUAUAGGUAUCCAUUUAUAUUCAAAUGUAAAUCAAAUUGAAAAUGAUCCAAAUUAUGUUAUUCAAAAGUAUAUUCCAAAUCCAUUUUUAAUUGACGGAAAGAAAUUUACCCUUAGAUUAUAUGUUUUGGUAACUUCAUUGGAUCCCUUGAUUAUUUAUAUUCAUAAUCAUGGUUCAUUAAAGUUUGCAACUAUAGAUUUUACCAAUGAUAAGUCUACUUUUAAUGAUUUAAAUAUGUCAAUGCAUAUAACCAAUCAAGCUCUAAACACUGAUCUUUCCUCAUAUACAUUCAGUACAGAUGUCAAUGUCGAUGAUGUUGGAAGUAAAUGGAGUCUUAAAGCAUUUUGGAGAUAUUUAGAUAAUAACAACUUGUAUCCAUCUACUUUAUUGUGGAAGAAUAUUAAAGAUGUCGUUGUAAAAACGAUAUUCAGUGCUGAACCUUCAGUUCUAGAAAAGACAAAAGAAUUAAUGAAAUCUGACUCGGUUGGAUUCCAACUGAUGGGAUUAGAUAUCGAUUUAUUAGAUAAUUUCCAACCUAUUUUCAUUGAAGCAAAUAUGAAUGCUCAAUUAGGUUUCGCCAAAAGCCCAUUCGAUAACUUUAACAAAUUGGAGUUUAUUAGAGAGACAUUUGAUAUGAUUGGGCACACCAUUUACAAUUCAACAACAAUUAAAGAGGACAUCAAAUCUAAACUAUUAGAACAAAAAUCUGAAUUGUUUGUUGAUCAAUCAAUGAAUAACUAUCAUAUUGAUGAACAAUCACUCGAUAAACUUGUACAAUUUGAAUUUGAGAUAUAUUACUCAAAUCAACUGUUUAGAAUAUUAAACAAUUGUGAUGAAGCUGUAAAGAAGUUGGUCAUAGUUGGAUUGCAAAAGAAUGAAGACGAUUCUGACAAUACAUGCAUAUUGGCAAUGUACCCAUUGGACUAUGACACACUCCUUAACAAUCCAACACUAUUGAAUAUAGUUAUUCCAGGUUGUGGAAGUUCAUUAUAUCUAGUAGGAACACUAUUCAUCACUGACUCUGAUAAUGAGAAUGAAAAAUGGAAUGAUAGAGAUAGUCAGCUUUCAAAACUCAUUAAAUCAACAACAACAACAACAACAACAACACCAACGACAACAACAUCGAUAAACAGCAAUCAAUUCAUUCAUUUGAAUAUCGAUAACAAUAAAAAGUCGAUUGUAGUAGUAGAUAGUGGUGACAACAAUAAUGUUAAACUUGAGAGUAAAUCAGUCGGUUGGCUAGCUGAACAAAUCAAGUCUUCCUACACUUUGGCGAGAGUGACAGAUCAGGUGAGUUGCGAGAAUGUCAAUUCCAUCGAUGAAUCCAACAUCAGUUUGCUGAACAAGCCAAGCAGAUCGAUACUCUCCAAUAAUCAGAGCAAGUCAGCAGCAGAACAAUGGGAUAAGCUGCUAAACCAAUCAUCUUUAUCCAACAACAAGAGUAGUAAUAAUAGUUCAACAACUGUCGAUUUCCAACUUCUCAUUAAACAAAGUAGCAACAAUAACAAAGAUAUAACAGAACUGUUUGCACCAACACUAAGGAUAAGCAAUACUUCAAGUUCACUACCACUAACAUUGGCAACACACACCAUCGAUAUCAACACACUGACAUACCUACCAAAGAAACAACCAAUCAAUGCAUCACAACUAUUCACACAAAUAGUUCAAGCUAUAAAAUUACAAAUAUCGCAAUCAUCUACUGUCAAUCAUAAAGUAUAUCAUUUCCAAUUCAAUCAUUUAAUACCAUUCCCAAUUAGUGUUAGUUAUGAGUUGAAUAAAUAUGGUGAAGUCAAUGAUGACCAACAGAGAGAUAAGAGAAUGAUGUAUCAUCGUUUGUUAUGUCUACCAUUGAAUAGACCAAUGAUAAGAUCGACCUCUACAACCAUGAUGGAUACACAAUCGAGCAGCUGUGUCGUAGGUGUCGAUAACAAACAAUGGACUUCUCACAUCAAAGAUAUUCACAAACAUCUCGAUUGUAAUUCAAAGUUUGGUGGAAAAGUAUCAUUGGUACAAGGUUCUUAUGAUUAUUAUCAUUAUAAACAAGAUAAUAUGAAUGAUGAUGGAUGGGGAUGUGCCUAUAGAUCAAUGCAAACUAUUUGCUCAUGGUUGAAGUAUCAAGAGCUAACAAUGAGAUCUGUACCUUCACAUUGGGAGAUACAAAAGACACUCGUCGAUAUGGAUGACAAGAAAGCAUCAUUCUACAAAUCAAGUCAAUGGAUAGGUGCAAUAGAGAUUUCACUUUGUUUACAAAAUCUAUAUAAUGUAAAUGGUUCAGAUGUUAUUUUAAAGACAAGAGAAUUGGCAAGACAUUUCGAGAGAGACGGUAGUCCUAUAAUGAUAGGUGGUGGUGUUCUUGCGUACACUCUGUUGGGUGUCGACUUUAACAGUGAAACUGGUGAGUCUAGAUAUCUCAUUCUUGAUCCUCACUAUACAGGUGAUCCAGAGAACAUCAAACUGAUCAAAGAGAAAGGUUGGUGUGGUUGGAAAGGUCCAGAACUCUUUAGAAAAGAUGCAUUCUACAACUUUUGUUUACCACAACUAUCAACAGAAAUCUAG
Molecule: messenger RNA, 3168 nt
Organism: Heterostelium album PN500
Lineage: Eukaryota; Evosea; Eumycetozoa; Acytosteliales; Acytosteliaceae
Exons: 10
Coding region: 1-3168 (1055 amino acids)
Biological process (GO): protein modification process
Source: RefSeq, a predicted model, not a curated record